This is a messenger RNA of Plasmodium knowlesi strain H, 885 nucleotides long. Its product is annotated as von Willebrand factor A domain-related protein. Bases 1 to 885 code for a protein of 294 amino acids. Lineage: Eukaryota; Apicomplexa; Aconoidasida; Haemosporida; Plasmodiidae. The transcript has a single exon. The record is from RefSeq and is a predicted model, not a curated record.
AUGAAAGGCGCACGUGUCGUGUCCUGCUUGAUCCUCCUGUUGGCUUAUGUCCAGAGUUCCGUGUCCGCAAAAAUGAACGUUGCAUCGAACAAUUCUGCUGUUCCCAGAAUUGACGGUGAAGAUGGCUCCGACGAAAAAGUUAUUACGUGCGUCACGAAAUAUGUCAUUAAGGGAGACUUAGAAAUUGACGAUGGAGGGUUUUGUAGCAGCAACAUAGGUUCGGAAUCCCCCCCAGGAUCAUGCAAUGAUACGGGAGCGAACCCAGGAAAUUAUUGUGAUAACUAUUAUGACAUAACUUUACUUGUUGAGGAGUCUAGUUUUAUUCAGAAAGAUUACUGGAAGAAAGGAACGAUCCCCUUUUUAGAAUCCAUGGUUAGGAAUGCUCGAGUGAGUAAGGACAAAGCACACAUGUCCAUAGUUCUCUUUGCAAGAGACUCACGCGUUAUAGUCCCAUUCACUGAUGAACUUAGCCAAGAUAAGGAUAAGUUAAUUGAGAAAGUUCGAGCAAUAAAUGAUGUAGCGACUAGUCCUGACACGCUGUAUGCAUAUGCAUUGGAACACGCCUUCGAGCAUGUUAUUUUUGGGGAGGGUACGAGGAAGGAUGCACCGAAGGUUGUAGUCCUAUUUUACUACGGAUUUGACUAUGGAGCGAAUAAGAGCCUCAUCCCUGACGUGGUGGAAGAUUAUAAAAAGAAGAACAUCAAACUGGUGAUAGUCGGAAUAGCCUUAGGGAACAGGGACAACGCAUACUUGCUUGGGGGCUGUGCUAUCGGUGACAACAACUGUGCGAACGUGAUAUUUAAGCCCUGGGAUUUUGUAAUCCCUGCAGCCGCGGAGGUGAAGAAUAAAAUAUGCAACAAGGAUGAUCCUGCCUCUACGAACUGA